AGAUGUCAAAGGAAAAGGCUGCUGCUCCUGCUAAAACUAAAACACCGAAAGUAAUACUGAAAAGAGAGAUAAAUCCACAAAUAUGCCGAAUCUGUGAGGAAAAGGAUGCGCUAGUGGACUUGACGGAGACCGUAAAUUAUCACCUACUCGUGAAACUGCAGCAGAUCGAGGGUCCAAGACAAAGUACGGAUGCUAAGAACUUCGAUGAGAUCUUCAAGUAUAUUUGCUACAGGUGUGAGAAUGCCCUACAAGGAUACUAUGCAUUCAGGAGUAAAAUCCGUAUAAUGCGCCUGAGACUCAUGAACUUUGCGAUCACCGGGAGAAUCAGUGUUGAAAGGCUCAGAGAGCCUAAAAAUGCAGAUAAGAAACCCGAGAAGGCUAUUGAUGACUAUCUGGAAGAAGUACUUCAACCAGAUCCUGGUCAAAGAGAGGAGUCCAAUGUUAUCGCUGAGCCAGAGUUUAUAGAGGUUGACAUUGAUGCAAUUAAGAUAGAACAAUUUAUGGAAGAAUCCGCAGUUGACGUUCCUGAAGACACAAGUUGGAAAGAAAUUUACCGACCGAAGACAUCGCCAAAGCCCAAAAACGAGAAAUUGAUUCUGAAGACCGUGGAAGAAACCAAGAUCAAGUGUUCACAGUGCAAAGAGAAGUUCAAGGAUCAAAGAUCUCUGGCUAACCAUCUCAUGAGAACGCAUCGUCCUGAAUCUCAAAAAAAGCCAGUGCAAAAGACACAAAAGAACAGGAAGUGUCCUUUUUGUGGCCAAAUAUUUGACCGCAUGUUCACAUAUUUGGAACAUUUAAGACUCCACGAUGCUUCCCUUUUCAAGUGCAAGUACUGCGCUGAAGAAUACAAAUCGAGGCUGAAUUGUAGAAUCCAUGAAAUGGGCCAUCGCGAGAGAGAUUUCAAUACUGAACAGCAUCUAAAGCAGCUUAAGGUUCAAAGAGCGAACGUUUUGGUGCAAUGUGUUCCGCCACUGCGACUCGAAAAUACCAAAGGCACCACAACUCCAAGCAAUCCCACAACCUCCACAGCUCGAACUUGUAUGAAGAUCCUGCAUCUGAGAAAAAAGCGAAUUCUUCUCAAGAACUUUAAAAGUGAAAAAAAUGUGAAGAAUGCGGCGAACUAUUUAUCUGGGAAAAUGAGUGAAAAAGACUUCUCUCUCAGUAUUCCUGUGGAUGAAAAGCGUGGCAAACCAGCAUCGGAACUACAUAUUUGUCGAAUAUGUGAGACACAAGAUGAUCUGCUGGAUAUUCUCACCGAAAGACACACUCACAUCUAUGAGAAACUCCAGAAGAUUGCCACCUUCAAGGAGGAAGACAGCAGCAAUACCUUCAAAUAUGUGUGUUAUGACUGCAGAGAUAAAGUAGAUGAAUUCUACGAGUUCAAGCGCAAGUGUGAAGACACGUAUGAGAAACUGUGCAAGGAAUUGCUUGAGGACUCGGAUGAGAACAGAAAGGGGGACAGAUCCUCUCCGGGCAGCGAUGUUUUUCACAUUGAAGAUGUAUUCGUGAAGACUGAAUAUCCAGUGGAUGAGAUCUUCUGUCGCGACGACACUGAUGACGAGUCUGAUAAUGAUUUUGACGAGAAUUGCAUGGAUUUCCUGCAAGUGAAGGUGGAGGACAGGAAUCCCGAGGUGAAGGACGAGGAUGGCGAGGAGAGGCGAACAAGAAGGAAGAAUAGAAAGUCAGUGGACAGGAGUUAUCAGUGCAGUGAGUGCGAUGAGACUUUCCAGAAUCACUACUAUUACACAAAGCAUAAGGCCACCCAUCAAGAAGCUAAGGACACCAUCUGCUCUAUUUGUAACCAUGAAUUCUCGACAAAACAGAAUCUAAAGCGCCACAUUGAGGACAUUCAUGAGAAGGUGGAGAAGCCGAGAGACGACAAAGAAUACCAGUGCACACAGUGUGAGUUGACAUUCAAGAAUCACUACUAUCUCACAAAGCACCAGGGCGUGCACACGACCCAGAAGAAGAACAUCUGUCCCAUAUGUGGCCAGGAGUAUUCAACGAAGCAGAACCUGCGGCGCCACAUUGAGGACAUCCAUGAGAAGAUCAAGAAAGCCAAGGGAAAAGACUCAUACCAGUGCAAUCAGUGCGACAAAUCCUUCAAGAAUCACUACUUCCUCACCAAGCAUCGCAUGAUCCACACCAACUCCAAGAAGAACGUCUGUCCGCACUGCAAUCAGAUGUAUUCCACGAAGCAGAACCUCCGGCGCCACAUUGAGGACAUCCACGAGAAAUUGCGCAAUCACCUGUGCACAAUCUGUGGCAAGGGAUUCGCCCAGAUCACCACUCUGAAGUCCCACUACAACGUCCAUUCGAAGAUCAAGUUCCAGUGCGACGUGUGCGGGAAGCGCUUCAAGACGGAGAUGUACCUGAAGCUGCACAAGCUGCGCCAUAUCCCGCCCGAGGAGCGCACGGACAAGAUCAAGAAGCGGUUGAAGAGUGACGGCUCCAAGGCCAAGAAGGUCAUCUGCAUCUGCUCCUUCUGCGGCAAGAUCUCCAACACGGCGGCCAUCCAUCAAAACCACCUUCGCACGCAUACGGGCGAGAAGCCCUUCGAGUGCGACAUCUGCAAGAAGUGUUUCUCCUUCAAGUUCGUCCUGGAGACACACAUGAGGGUGCACACGGGCGAGAAGCCCUAUAAGUGUGACACCUGCGGAAUGGCCUUCCGCCAGAGUGCCCAUCUCAAGACGCACAAGAGAGUGCACACGGGCGAGAAGCCCUACAAAUGCGUCGUCUGCGAGAAGGCCUUCGCGGAGAGACGGAGCCUCAAGGUGCACAUGAGACUCCACACUGGGGACCUGAAAUAUCCGUCUGAGAAGAAACUUUGGAAACCCAAUGAAGAAGAAUUGAGACAUCUUCAAGACAAGCUGGAAUCAUUGACCAAUUCUGGGAAUCAACAUAGCAAUUGGUUGCAAUCACUGUGCACGGAUUGCAAGAAGAGACUCGAUGAUUUGUGGGAGUUCAAAAUCCUCUGCAAGAAUGCGUACAGGAAGUAUCUGGAUAUCCAAGAGGCUCAGGAAAUGCCGGAUGACUAUGAUAUGUCUUCUUACGAUGUGAAGGAUGAUUACGAAGACAGCGAAAAAGAUCGCAAGAUCUUCCCCACUGAGAAAAUGGACGAAGAGGAAGAAGAGAAGAAGUACUUCCAAUCAUUUGAAAUGGUCAUGCUUGCAGAAGAGACCACCAUCGAUAUGGAUUUACAGCGGAAGCGCAAGAAGCCGAAGAGCAGCGAAAAGGCACCGGAAAGACCCAAAAAGAAGAGGAAAAGGCCAGAGAACAAGGUGGGGAAGAUACACAAGGAAAGCAGACAGAAGCUAAGUUUGCCCGGACCGUACACAUGUGCUAUUUGUGACAAGCAGUUCAUCGCGAAGCAGAACAUAAGGCAGCACGUUGUUGUUGUGCACAAGAAGACGCGAAACUUCCUAUGCAACUUCUGUGGCAGGAAAUGCGUGAAUCGCCAGAGCUUGAUUGUUCACGAGCAGACGCACAAUGAGAACAGACCUCGAGUGCCUUGUGAAUUCUGCAAAGAGACCUUCAGCACGAAGCACACCCUCAACAAGCACUUGAAGUUGGUGCACGCAGAGCUAAAACAGGAGGAGAGAUUCUGGAUCUGUCAACAGUGCAGCACAAUCACAGAGGGCAGAUAUGAGUACUACGAGCACCUCAAGACUCACACGGAUCUCGAUAGGUUCCGAUGCCGCUAUUGCAGAAGAGAGUUCAGCAGCAUUGACAUCCUGGCGCAGCACGAGAGCAUUCAUGUGGAUGAGAGGCCAUUUACGUGUAAGAUUUGCUCGAAAACCUUCAAGCAGAACGCCCAUUUGACGCGACACAUGAACAUUCACACCAGAGCAAGGAAGUUCCCAUGUAAUUUCUGCGAUAAGGUAUUCUCCCAGGCCAGCAAUCGCAAGGUACACAUAAGACUUCACACCGGAGAGACGCCUUACGAAUGCUCAAACUGCCGAAAGAGAUUCAGCGACAGGAAGCUGUUCAAGAAUCACUGCGUGAAAUGCUCAGGAUCGACCGGAUUUAUUGAUAACUGCAAAGGUAAACAAAUAGCGUGGAGUAAAUUUCCUGGAAUUUCUAGUUUUCUGCGAAAAAUGAGUGCAAUAGCUAGUAAAAUGUGCCAAAUUUGUGAAAAUGCACAGUCUCUGCUGGACCUGUCGAAUGAGGAGUUUAAAUAUCUCCGAGAUAAACUGCAAUCAGUCACAAAUAAGGAGUAUCAGAACAUCAACUGGCUGAGAUUCAUCUGCACUUAUUGCAAAGAGAGACUCGAUGAUCUCUGGGACUUCAAGAUUCUCUGCAAGAAUGCGUACAGGAAAUAUUUGGACAGUUUGGACGGAUUUGAGGAAGUCAAGGAGGAUUGUGAAGUGCCCGCUUUAUUCCAAGUCACAACGCUUCCUACAUUGAACAUAGAAGAGAGUUCCAAGGAGAAAGAAGAGCAAUUAGUUCUGAUGGAGAAGGAGAAGCGUAGAAAAAACAAAUGGAAUCCAGUGCAUGUCACGUGUUCGCUAUGCGACAAAACCUAUCUGAAGAGCAACUUGAAGCAGCACAUGAAUACGGUUCAUCUGAAAAUCACUCCUUACUUGUGCAAUGUUUGCGGAAAGAGAUUCGCAACGCGCUAUCGAAUGGAACAACAUGAGUCUGUUCAUGUCAAGGAUCGACCCAGAUUUCCGUGCGAUUUAUGCAGUAAAACAUUCUCUAAGCCCACAAAUCUAAAGCGCCACAUCACUGAGGUGCAUAACGAUCCACUGAAGAGGAAACCGCCAAAGCCACGAUGCAAGUAUUGCUGCAUCGCCUUCGAGAACAAGGAGGAGUAUCAGGAACACAUGAGCAGCCAUCCUGGAGUGAGAAUUCGUAGGUCAGGAUUGGAUCUCAAGUGCAAGUUCUGCUCUAAGCAAUUCAAAGCUUAUGCAAUGCUAAAGAUCCACGAAAGGAUUCACACAGGCGAGAAACCGUAUAAAUGCGAAAUUUGCUCAAAGACCUUCAGGCAGGAUCAACAUUUAAAGACUCACGAGCGUGUUCACACUGGGCAAAAGAAGUACCCGUGCAAAUAUUGCGAAAAAGUGUUCACACAGGAAGGCAGUCGCAAGAUUCAUACGAGAAUUCAUACAGGAGAAACUCCUUUUCAGUGUUCCAACUGCCCCAAGAGAUUCUACGAGAGGAAAAUGUGGAAAAACCACAAUAUUAAGUGUUCUGAGGCAUCUCAUAAUCAACCAACGACAGAUCGUCUCAAGAAUUGAAAAACCCGCGGUUUUCGGAUUCUCCUCUUAUGCUGCAGCUGCGCUCCCUAUUGUAAACUGAAGUAACUAAGAAACGUCAAACAUGGCUCACACAUUUUCGGAAAGGUG
Messenger RNA from Phlebotomus argentipes, 5348 nucleotides. RefSeq names its product zinc finger protein 729-like. The transcript has 10 exons. The record is from RefSeq and is a predicted model, not a curated record. Gene Ontology annotation, molecular function: zinc ion binding. Bases 3 to 5240 code for a protein of 1745 amino acids. Gene Ontology annotation, cellular component: nucleus. Lineage: Eukaryota; Metazoa; Arthropoda; Insecta; Diptera; Psychodidae.